AUGAAGGCUUACAGGGCUGCUGCACGCAACGCCGGCGCCUCUCUUACAGCGCAGAGAUGCGCUGCCGUGGCUCGCCGCCAUGCCAGCUCCGGGCCUCGCCGGGCUGGUGGGAGGUCGGGGGCGGGCAAGGCGAAGGCUUUGCUCCUGACGGCAGGAACCGCUGGUGGUCUGUACUACGCCGAUGACUACUUCAACGGACCCUUGAAGCAAUACUUUGGCUCCGAGGUUGACCAGGAAUCCAACGACGCGCGCAAGCCAAAGUACCAAAAGGCCGAGAUCAAGUUUGAGGAGGCGAGGAAGGCGGCGCAGUCAAAGGAGGAGAACCGCGACCUCAUCAGCUCUCAGCAUCUCCAGGUCAAACAGAGCUGGGAGAACCCAGGCGUCUAUGCUUGGGGAAGCAAUGUCGGCAAAGUGAUUGACCCGCAGUCCAAGGAGAACCUUGUUAAGGUGCCGAGAAGAAUCAAGCACUUUGAUGGCCAGCUACUGCGGGACAUCAAACUGUGUCAAGAUUUUGGCGCUGCCGUCACGGAGAAGGGCGAUCUCGUGCAAUGGGGCCUGGGCUUCUCAAAUACUGACCCUUCGCCCGUCGAGACGCUCAAGGGCAAGGACAUUUCCAAGAUUUCCAUCUCCAACGACCGCAUCGUCGCACUCACAUCCAAUGGGUCAGUAUACUCAGUCCCAGCAUCACGGAGCGGCCUUGCUGCAGGAAAAGAGUUACAGCAGUCCCAGCAGUCGUCAUCGUCCUGGAUCCCCUUCUGGAGCUCGGGCGAAUCUCAGUCCGUCAAGGCCAGGGACCUCACCCCCAAGAACCUUGCUUGGGGUGAAAAGGUCACAGACAUCAGCAGCGGUCUCCAGCACAGCCUGCUCCUGACCUCGAAGGGCCGCGUCUUCUCCGCGGCUUCCAGCACGGCCGAGUACCCCUCCAAGGGCCAGAUGGGUAUUCCGGGCCUGAGCUGGACGUCCCGCCCGGCAGGACCCUUUGACCAACCGCAAGAGAUCACCGGCCUCUCAGGCUUCAACAUUGCCAAGAUCGCCGCCGGCGACUUGCACUCUGCCGCUUUGGACAAGGACGGCAAGCUCUUCACCUUUGGCGAUAACACGUACGGCCAGCUCGGCCUGCCGGCAGAGCAGACCUACCAGAGAGUGGACGUGCCGUCCCUCCUCCCCACCGCCAAACUCUACGCCAAUACAGGCCUUAUCCCCAAGAUCACAUCAAUCUCCGCCGGGGGCAACAAUACCUUCUUCACCGUGGACGCCACGGAGGCCGGCGAGAGCAGCAGCCAGGUAGUCAGCGGGGACCUCGCGCCCGCCCGCCGCAUGCCACGCGUUACGGCAGACUUUUGGGCGUGCGGCCAGGGUGUCUAUGGCUCCCUCGGCACGGGCAAGUGGACGCACGUCACGCCGGGUCCGGCCAAGGUGAAGGCCCUUUCCUCGCUCUUCGAGUUUGACGAAAAGGCGAACCGCAUGGCGCCCAUCCGCCUCGCCUCCGUCUCGGUGGGAGCCACGCACGUCUCAGCGACGAUGGACAACGUCACGCGGACGGGCGCCACGACGCGGAGCUCCGACAACGACACCAACUGGGGCGCCGAUGUGCUCUUUUGGGGCGGCAACGAGCACUACCAGCUCGGCACGGGAAAACGCAGCAACCUCAACGCGCCGGCCUACAUUGGUGCCCUGGACGGGGGCGCGGGCGACGCCGUGAUGGGCCGCGGUGGCGAGGUGCACCGGUUCCAGCUCACGCCCCGGCAGACGGUGCGGCUGGGCAAGGACGGCAAGGGCAGGAAGGUGAGCUUGGAGCAGAGGGUGGAAUGCGGACGGUUCGUGACGGCCGCCUACUCGGCCGCUUAA
Molecule: messenger RNA, 1848 nt
Organism: Colletotrichum orchidophilum
Lineage: Eukaryota; Fungi; Ascomycota; Sordariomycetes; Glomerellales; Glomerellaceae
Exons: 1
Coding region: 1-1848 (615 amino acids)
Biological process (GO): mitochondrial respiratory chain complex III assembly
Cellular component (GO): mitochondrial inner membrane
Source: RefSeq, a predicted model, not a curated record